Messenger RNA from Erinaceus europaeus (western European hedgehog), 1036 nucleotides. It is a transcript of the gene BTF3, whose product is annotated as basic transcription factor 3. The record is from RefSeq and is a predicted model, not a curated record. The transcript has 6 exons. Gene Ontology annotation, cellular component: nascent polypeptide-associated complex; cytosol. Lineage: Eukaryota; Metazoa; Chordata; Mammalia; Eulipotyphla; Erinaceidae. The coding region runs from base 151 to 636 and encodes 161 amino acids.
CGGGCUCCCGCGGGAAGUGGGCGACGUCACUUCCGGCCUUCCUCUAGCUGCCAUCUUGCGUCCCGCGUGUGUGCGCCUCGCCGCCCCGGUCGGCCCGAGACCCGCCAGCGCCGUCCCCAGCCCGCGCGGCCCCGCUCUCAGCGCAGCGAGAUGAAGGAGACCAUGAACCAGGAGAAGCUCGCCAAGCUGCAGGCGCAGGUGCGCAUCGGGGGCAAGGGAACUGCUCGCAGGAAGAAGAAGGUGGUUCACAGAACAGCCACGGCGGACGACAAGAAGCUCCAGUUCUCCUUAAAGAAGCUCGGGGUGAACAACAUCUCGGGCAUCGAAGAGGUGAACAUGUUCACAAACCAAGGGACCGUGAUCCACUUUAACAACCCCAAAGUGCAGGCGUCUCUGGCGGCAAACACCUUCACCAUCACAGGCCACGCCGAGACCAAGCAGCUGACGGAGAUGCUGCCCUCGAUCCUGAACCAGCUCGGCGCAGACAGCCUGACCAGCCUGCGGAGACUGGCGGAGGCCCUGCCCAAGCAGUCUGUGGAUGGCAAAGCUCCACUCGCCACAGGAGAGGACGAUGAUGACGAGGUCCCAGAUCUUGUGGAGAAUUUUGAUGAGGCUUCCAAGAAUGAAGCAAACUGAAUUAAGUCAACUUCUGAAGAAGAUAAACUUGAGAAGUUACUGGGAGCUGCUGUUUUAUACUCUGACUGCUUUUUAAAGUUUUGUUCAUGGAUACGAUAAAAUCUAGGUCUCAAUAUUUUUAAGCUCCAGCCCCGUGGACACUGCAGCUCUUUUCAGUUUUUGCUUAUACACAACUCAUUUUUUGCAGCUACAUACGCUGAAGAACCUGGGAAUAAAGUUUGAGACAAAGAUUAAUAAAAGUUCUUUGCUUAGUAUACAGUUCUAUUUUUUAUUUCAUUGACACUGAUUUGUACACAGAAAGCAAAGUUGUUUAUAGAAAACUAAUCAUGGCAUGUAAUGUGGCUGAUAAUCUUGGAUGGAAUUUGAUUAAAGAUUUAAAAUGACAAUACAAUGUAACAAA